UUCCCAGGGCUGGUGGUUUCAUUUUGCUGUCGUUGGUGGUGUUGGUGUGGAUGUUACAGGCCAGAGUGGACCUUCAGGAGGAAAGGCAGUACCACCAAGGCCUGCUAAAGCUGUACCUGAAAAACAAGAUGAAGAUGUCUCAACUGAAGUAGGAGAGGGUGUAGAUGAAUGCACGGCAGCAAAGACUUUAGUCAAACCGCCAGAUCAACUCGAGCUUACUGAAGCUGAAUUAAAAGAGGAAUUUACACGCAUGCUGACGGCUAAUAAUCCCCAUGCUCCUCGGAAUAUUGUCAGAUACAGCUUUAAGGAAGGAGUAUACAAGCCAGUAAGCUAUGUGGAUCAAAUGGCCAUUCACUUCUCUUUGAAUGGAAACAUGAUACUCAAAGAUUCAGAUGAAGGCAGACGGCAGAGUAUCAGAUUAAGCACUGAAGCAGAAAAGGCUCCUGUUGAGACUUCUGCAGUAGCAUCUGAAGAGGCAGAGGUUAAAGAUGAAGAAAGCAUAGAAGAUACUCAGGCUGCAGGAGAGGAAGAGGCAGAGGAGUCAGGAGCAGCAGAAGUAUCUGAGGCAGCAGAGGGAGAAGAGCCUCAUCCCCCAAGAGUGAAGGACCAGAAGCUUGCAAACCAGUUCAACUUCAUUGAGAGAGCUUCAAGGACGCUCAACAACCCUAUGCGGGAAAGAGCGUGUCAAUCGGAGCCUACACCUCGCAAAAAUUUCUCAGCCACUGCUAACCAGUGGGAGAUCUAUGAUGCCUAUGUGGAGGAGCUUCAGAAAAUUGAAAGGUCAAAAGAGAAAGAAAAACCAAAAGCCCAGGUUGCAAAGAGAGAAGAGGAGAAGAAGAAGGGAAGAAAGUUAACGUCUCUGGAGUCACAGAGUGAUGAUAUAGCCAAGAUCACAAAGGCUGCUAAAAUAAUGGAGCGUAUGGUGAAUCAGAACACAUUUGAGGACAUUGCAGAAGAUUUUAAAUAUUUUGAGGAUGCCUCAGAUGAAUAUAGAGACCAGCAAGGAACCCUCCUCCCACUCUGGAAGUUCCAGUAUGACAAAACCAAGAGACUUGCAGUUACUGCCAUCUCCUGGAAUCCAAAGUACAAGGACCUAUUUGCGGUGGGAUAUGGCUCUUAUGACUUCAUGAAGCAGGGCCACGGUAUGCUCCUCCUCUACACCAUGAAGAACCCCUCCUUCCCAGAGUAUGUCUUCAGCAGUGAGAGUGGCAUCAUGUGUCUGGACUUCCAUAAUGACCACCCCUACCUCGUGGCAGUGGGCUUCUAUGAUGGUAGUGUGGCCAUCUACAACCUGAAGAAGACAACCUCCCAGCCCAGCUACAAGAGUAGUGCUAACUCAGGAAAGCACACGGAGCCAGUGUGGCAG
Pterocles gutturalis (yellow-throated sandgrouse) is the source of this 1366-nucleotide messenger RNA. It is a transcript of the gene DNAI1, whose product is annotated as dynein, axonemal, intermediate chain 1. Gene Ontology annotation, cellular component: outer dynein arm. The transcript is spliced from 13 exons. NCBI's taxonomy places the organism in Eukaryota, Metazoa, Chordata, Aves, Pterocliformes, Pteroclidae. Gene Ontology annotation, biological process: outer dynein arm assembly; cilium movement. The annotation marks the transcript as partial. Gene Ontology annotation, molecular function: dynein heavy chain binding; dynein light chain binding. The record is from RefSeq and is a predicted model, not a curated record.